Ictalurus punctatus (channel catfish) is the source of this 2666-nucleotide messenger RNA. It is a transcript of the gene hsp90aa1.1, whose product is annotated as heat shock protein 90, alpha (cytosolic), class A member 1, tandem duplicate 1. The transcript is spliced from 11 exons. Gene Ontology annotation, molecular function: ATP-dependent protein folding chaperone; ATP binding; ATP hydrolysis activity. Gene Ontology annotation, biological process: protein folding; cellular response to heat; protein stabilization. The coding region runs from base 196 to 2367 and encodes 723 amino acids. Gene Ontology annotation, cellular component: perinuclear region of cytoplasm; plasma membrane; nucleus. Lineage: Eukaryota; Metazoa; Chordata; Actinopteri; Siluriformes; Ictaluridae. The record is from RefSeq and is a predicted model, not a curated record.
GGAACAUUCUGGAUGGGAGUUUCGAGAAACGUGUCCUCCAAGUAUAAAAAGACUGAAGCAGGCCUACAGAUCUGUAGAUAGCACUCAAAAGAGAGCGCACAACAGACAAGACACUAGAAGAUUCAACACGAGCCGAGUGUACCCUCAUACUCAAGAAGAUUCAUAUAUCAAUUCAUAAAGAAUCCAUUUGAAAAGAUGCCUGAGAAAGCUGCCCAGCCCAUGAUGGAGGAAGAUGUGGAGACUUUUGCCUUUCAGGCAGAAAUUGCUCAGCUGAUGUCUCUGAUCAUCAACACCUUCUAUUCUAACAAGGAAAUCUUCCUCAGGGAACUUAUCUCUAACUCCUCUGACGCUUUGGACAAGAUCAGAUAUGAGAGCUUGACAGAUCCAAGCAAACUUGAUUCCUGCAAGGAUCUGAAGAUUGACAUCAUUCCUGACUUGAAGGAGCGUACCCUGACCAUAAUUGACACUGGCAUUGGCAUGACCAAAGCCGAUCUCAUCAACAACUUGGGAACCAUCGCCAAGUCUGGAACCAAGGCAUUCAUGGAGGCUCUGCAGGCUGGAGCCGACAUCUCUAUGAUUGGCCAGUUUGGUGUGGGUUUCUACUCAGCCUUCCUGGUAGCUGAGAAAGUCACAGUCAUCACCAAACACAAUGAUGAUGAGCAGUAUAUCUGGGAGUCAGCAGCAGGGGGUUCCUUUACAGUGAAGCCUGAUUGCAGUGAGCCACUCGGUCGAGGCACAAAAGUGAUUCUUCAUCUGAAGGAGGACCAGUCAGAAUAUACUGAGGAGAAACGUAUCAAGGAGGUUGUUAAGAAGCACUCUCAGUUCAUCGGCUACCCAAUCACUCUCUUUAUUGAGAAGCAGAGAGAAAAGGAAGUUGAUCUAGAAGAAGGAGAGAAGGAGGAGGAGGUUCCAGCUGGUGAUGACAAGGAUAAGCCCAAGAUUGAGGAUGUAGGAUCUGAUGAGGAUGAAGACAGCAAAGAUGGCAAAAACAAAAGGAAGAAGAAGGUCAAGGAAAAGUAUAUUGAUGCCCAGGAGUUGAACAAGACCAAGCCUAUCUGGACCCGUAACCCUGACGACAUCACCAAUGAGGAAUAUGGAGAAUUCUACAAAAGCCUUACUAAUGACUGGGAAGAUCACCUUGCAGUCAAGCACUUCUCAGUAGAGGGCCAACUGGAGUUCCGCGCUUUGCUAUUUGUUCCACGAAGAGCAGCUUUUGACCUCUUUGAGAGCAAGAAGAGGAGAAACAACAUCAAGCUCUAUGUGCGCAGAGUCUUCAUUAUGGAUAACUGCGAAGAUCUAAUGCCCGAAUAUCUUAAUUUUAUGAAGGGUGUGGUGGACUCUGAGGAUCUGCCACUAAACAUUUCCAGAGAGAUGCUACAGCAGAGCAAGAUUCUCAAAGUCAUCCGAAAGAACCUCGUCAAGAAGUGCCUUGAGCUCUUCACUGAACUCUCUGAGGAAAAGGACAACUACAAGAAGUUCUACGAGCAAUUCUCCAAAAAUAUCAAGCUUGGUAUCCAUGAAGAUUCUCAGAACCGGAAGAAGCUUUCAGAGCUUUUGCGCUACUAUACUUCCAACACUGCAGAUGAGAUGGUGUCUCUGAAGGACUAUGUCUCUCGCAUGAAGGACAACCAGAAGCACAUCUAUUACAUCACUGGUGAGACAAAGGAACAGGUGGCCAACUCUGCCUUUGUGGAACGGCUGCGCAAAGCUGGCCUGGAGGUGAUCUACAUGAUUGAGCCCAUUGAUGAGUAUUGUGUUCAGCAGCUAAAAGAAUAUGAUGGCAAAACCCUGGUGUCAGUGACCAAGGAGGGUCUGGAGCUGCCUGAGGAUGAAGAGGAAAAGAAGAAGCAGGAAGAUCUUAAAAACAAAUUUGAGAACCUUUGCAAGAUCAUGAAAGACAUAUUAGAUAAAAAGAUUGAAAAGGUUGUUGUAUCCAACCGCCUGGUUGCCUCCCCCUGCUGUAUUGUGACCAGUACAUAUGGCUGGACAGCCAACAUGGAGAGGAUCAUGAAGUCUCAAGCGCUGAGGGACAACUCCACCAUGGGCUACAUGACAGCCAAGAAACACCUGGAGAUCAACCCUCUGCACCCGAUUAUUGAGACCCUUAGAGAGAAGGCAGAGGCUGACAAGAACGACAAAGCUGUGAAAGACCUUGUGAUUCUGCUGUUCGAGACUGCCUUGCUGUCUUCAGGAUUCACCCUGGAGGACCCACAGACACACGCUAACCGUAUCUACAGGAUGAUCAAACUUGGUCUCGGCAUUGAUGAUGAUGAUUCGGCUGUGGAGGAUAUUGUCCAGCCUAGCGAGGAGGACAUGCCAGUUCUGGAGGGUGAUGAUGAUACGUCCCGAAUGGAGGAAGUUGACUAAGGUUUUGUCUACAUGUAGCACACAAAAAAAAAUAAAAAAAAAUAAAUCAAUGUAUUUAACAGGAAAAACAUUCUUAUGUCAAUUAGACUUUGUAACAGGGAUAAUCAGUUUGUAACUAGUCUAUUUAUUCUUAUUCUUCUUCUUAUUAUUAUUUAAUUUCGUUAUGUUAAUAUUUUAUGCUUCUUGUUUGACUUGUUCAUUGGAAAUUUGAAGUUUCUGCUGUUUUUUAACCACUUUUUUUUUUAAAUCGUUUAUGGAACUCAAUAUUUCUAAUAAAAUAUCAUUUAUAAACCAAUAAA